Messenger RNA from Paramacrobiotus metropolitanus, 1100 nucleotides. RefSeq lists its product as uncharacterized. The record is from RefSeq and is a predicted model, not a curated record. Lineage: Eukaryota; Metazoa; Tardigrada; Eutardigrada; Parachela; Macrobiotidae. The transcript is spliced from 2 exons. The coding region runs from base 382 to 696 and encodes 104 amino acids.
CGAAAUGUGUACAGAAAAAUAUGGUUCCAUAAGUAGUUCACCGUAAUGCAUCGCGGUAACACCGGUAUACACAGCUGCUCGUCCGACCAGGACCGGUUUCUUUAAGCGCCUACAAGUGCUGCACUUAUUUGACGAACUCCCUGGUAAUCUUCUGCGAAUACCACUUUGUAUGCAUACCUCAAAGCUUGACAUUUACGCCGCCAAGCCGCACGUCAGGUGUUUGAUUUUGAUAUUGGCCGUCAGCGUAUUAUCAUAGCACAACACAAUCAUCCGGAUCCAGUGUAAUCGAUUAUUCCGGAAAGAAAGUGUUCAGCUCGGUUUCUAUGUGAUUGAUAAUUUUUGGUGUUAUAUUGUGAUUUUCCUGGAAUUUUUGACGACGAGAUGGAGUGGUGCGAGGAGCGGGUAACGGUCAGCGUGGUACCGGAAGAUUCCACUGGCAACGCCAAUAGUAAUGAGAUCCUGUAUGAGAAAUGCGAGACGGUCUGCCGUGACGAUAUUGACAGCAAUGCCCCGUCCACGGAGACCAUCAGCGAAGAUGUCACCUACGCCGUGGUAAAUCCCGCUGACAGAGUGGAAACCAUCGAGGAGCUGGUGUAUGUCAAUGAAAAUGCCGCCUUCGAAAUGCCCCAUCUUCCGAACGGACAGCUAGGACCAAAAGAAAUUCCGCCAGCUCCAGGCCUGUAUUUAGUGGAAUAAAGUAUAAACCCCAGUCAUUUCCGUAUCCGGAUGCACCACAUCGAACUGCGUUUCUCGUUACGCGGCCAAAUCGGAUGCCUCCCUACAAAAUUGUAUAAAACAUGAACUUUUAUGCAGAAGCAUAUUUUUUAUAGUUGUAUUAUUCCUCCCGUUGGAUCCAGUUAUAACACGAGAGCUUAAAUAAAUGCUUAUGUAUUAAAAGAUCUUUGUAAAUUGUGGAUCACAGGAUCACAUUUUCCCACUGUUAAUAGUGAAGGACUUCAACGUAUGCAUACAGCCAUUCCGCAGAAUUUUGCUACUGGAUAAAGAAAGUAUUUAUGUUUAUCGGCACCAAACGACAUCAUCCUCAGAAUAUACCGUAAAUUAAGUAAUUCUCUUGAGAAAUAAAACACACAUUCUCGUUG